Messenger RNA from Aspergillus vadensis CBS 113365, 420 nucleotides. RefSeq lists its product as uncharacterized. The record is from RefSeq and is a predicted model, not a curated record. Lineage: Eukaryota; Fungi; Ascomycota; Eurotiomycetes; Eurotiales; Aspergillaceae. The coding region runs from base 1 to 420 and encodes 139 amino acids. The transcript has a single exon.
AUGGAUGUCCGCAAUCAAUCAUUCACUCUCCUCCUGCUAUCCACUACAGUCAUGUUGUAUUUCAGGACUCUAUUAGCGCAUCCUAUCUACUUCAACAACAUACCAGCACCAGCGCAGAGUCCAGAACCAGCACCAACCGACGCCCUCGCCUUCCUCGACGAGCCCGUCUUCGAACCACUGGCAUCUCACAUAGCAGACCACCCAUAUCCGUGGCGUGACAAACGCCCAUUCCAGGAGACCAAUUAUGCGUUGCUCAUGGGUGCCGUUCAAUCACUUCUUGAGGCUGAGGUUGACGAGGAAGAGGGUGGUGUGGGAUUGAAUGAGACUUUUGGGCAGCAGGAUGACGUUGAGAGUAACUCGUCUGAGACAUCUCUCCUCUGGGCUGGGGAUAGGGAUGAUGGGAAGUGGUCUUGCGCUUAG